This is a messenger RNA of Pocillopora damicornis (cauliflower coral), 5959 nucleotides long. RefSeq lists its product as uncharacterized. The record is from RefSeq and is a predicted model, not a curated record. NCBI's taxonomy places the organism in Eukaryota, Metazoa, Cnidaria, Anthozoa, Scleractinia, Pocilloporidae.
GUUUUCUCAUGGUUAAUAAGGAGUUUGAAGAGUGCAAAACAAACUUGGGAAAUUAAAGGGAAAAGUGACAUAGAUAGAUGUUAGACAGCUUUAACGACGAAUUAUUAGUUGUAACUAAUAGUCGAUUCCUUUUUUCUCAGGACAAUCCAGGGUGCCUUAUUUCAGGAUAUCAUUAGGCGUUCGAAUGUCUUAAGCACUAAAAACAUCACCAAGCAAUGUACUCAAAGAAGAGCUAUUCAUCUGGGACAGAAGAUGUCCGGGAAUAUAACGAUGCCAAAACAGGUCGCGAGGCCGGAAGACCCUCGUUCAUAUCAAGCCUAUGCAUAGGGCCCAAAGAAGAUAAGAUUGAGAGGGAAAUCUAUCCCACCAAGGAAGCUUCUGAACGGGUCUCUGAAAACACAACAAAAUCUUUUGUGACAAGAAGUGUCAUCGAUAAAAGGUCAACCUCUUCUUACAGAACGAGCGAAAAAAUUCAAUCCGUUAAAUCGAGAGAUUUACCUGGAUAUUCAGGCAGAGAAGCAACAACGGAUCCGAUCUCUUCAUUUUACUCUUCAUACUCCAAAGACGAAUACCUCAGAGAUGCCGCAAAAGUGAAUCAACUGGCUGAUAAAAGCGAAGAUGUUAUUUCUUCCUUUUAUCGAUCGAGUGUCGGUUUUAGAAAAGACAGAAGUGUUGACCAGAAAACCAAUAUCGCCGGAGAAAAUGGAGAAUCCAUCCGAGCGACAAGUUAUAAGGCUGCUGCUGCUGAAUUGCGCGCUGCCAAAGGAGUAAGCUGGAGGAAUGACAGAUCAACAGACUCUUCUAGUAGCCUCAAGGGUAGAAGUUCUUUACAGAGCAUUAAAGAAGCAGACAAGGAAAAUGGUGGUCCUACGACCAUCAAUUCGGAAAAUAUAAACAUUCUGAGAAGAGCUUUGGAAAGAAAGGACGCAUCUAAUUCUCUAGAUAGAGAAAGACUUUCCAAAAAGUUUUCUGAAGACGACAGCAUUGAUAUAUCGAAACACACCUCGAAGGCGCAUGUGAAUUUGUCUGGUAAACACGGAGACAGCGAUUCGCACAGAAAGACGACCUUAACAAUUACUUCCAAAUCAGAGAAAGACGACGUCGUUGGCAGGCGAGAGACGUUUGAUGUUCAUACAGUUAUGCAGAAUGGUAAAGCAAGUGAUUGGGGAAUUUUCCCAAGAGAAAUCAAGGCACGCUCCCGUUCUACUGAAAGCCUAAAUGAAAAGAAAAGAGAUAGAUCAGGAAUCUUUAGAGAGGUUCCUGGGAGAAGUGAGUUUUUGUCUCAUUCCAGGUCUUUAUCAGAUUUUGGAACCACAGGUUCUGACGAUGACAAGCGUUUUUCGAGGGAAAGCAGGCGCACAGGAUCACUUGAUCGAAAUGCAGGUUUUGUUGAUCGUUGGAACCGCGCUGAUCGCAAUGGACGCUCCUCAUCUCUUUCAAGGCUGCGAAGCCGGUCUUCAGAAGAGUUAAGGCCUUCCUAUGAGGAUAAACAGGUGUAUCCAAGCUAUCGAUCUAGAGCUCUGCACCGUCAAGGAAACUUCGACCGUGAAGGUUCUUUUCGCCGUGAUGAGACAAACAGGAGAGAUUCAAGAAUGGGAGAAAUGAGAUCGUCAACCCGUGACAAGCUAAGAGAAGAUAUAGCUCGACUCAAGGCCGAAGCCGAAAAUCGGACAACGAAGAAAGAUGUGAAGCUGUAUUCGUUUAGCCAAGAACCCACCAUUCAUGACAAGCUCAAGGAAGACAUUGCAAAGCUCAAAGCUGAAACGUUGACACGAGACCACGUAAAACCUUAUGUUCCACCACCUUCGUUAAGACCAGCGUCUGCGAACAUUUCUUCGAGAUGGAGAAGUCGAGAACCCUCUAUACAAGACAGGCUCAAAGAAGACAUUGCAAGAUUGAAAGCUGAAGCGGAGAAAAUGCCUUCUUUCCCCAAACGGACCUCGGAUGUUAUUACUGAAAUAAUCAUUCCAGACAGAAGAAUGGAGGAUAUGGCAGAUGUUCGUCAUGGUGGAAUUAGCAGAACUUUGGUCGAGAGAUAUAACGUGUCCAAUAACGAUGGAGUUGUGUUUAAGGAUGUGUCGAGGAAUGAAGAAACAAAGAGGUUUGGUGAUGCUAAAAAUCCUAAAGAAGACGAAAUAACUCGACGACGAGGCAGCUUAAGAAAUGACCAGCCAAAGUUACGAAAUGAAUUCCGAAAUGUUGAAAAGUCUAUUGGAGAUGAAGUGCCUCUAAGGCCUCCAGCAGACUACUUCCAUCCAUUCUCUGAUCGCACUGUUCCAUCCUCCACAAGGACCACCGAGGGAGCUGUGUCUGUGCGUUCUACGAGGCCACCCCUAUGGCCCAAAGAAAACGAAAAUGGGUCAACAGAACGAGAAAAUCUCUUGACCACACCACGAGAUAUUUCGACCGAUCCAAGCAACUCUUCUAAAUUUCAAUCCGCUGAAGCAUAUGCAAAUAAGCGAGUGUUUAAGGCAGACUCUAUCGUCUCCAUAUCAUCAAGUAAAGAAGCCAGGGGUGGCCCAAGUUCUGUACAGGGACAUUCCCGCGGAAGCAUUUCCACAGAGGGUCGUUCAGCCUAUUAUUACAGAGAAAUGGGUGAUAAAGAAAACGGCAUACCAGACUCCAUACUGAGACGGUCAUAUGAGGAAAUACCAAAGCCAGCUGCUCUACCUCGACCACGGGAUGAUACCGUACGGCUGCCUUAUUCAAGAUACGAAAGUGUCACUCACGGACGUAAAUAUCCCGCUUCAUCUCCAGAGGGAUUGCAGGGCGAACCUGGUUAUGAAGACUGGCGGGAGAGAGAUGAAAGGAGGUCGGUCAGGGUUCACUCAAAUGAUGAAUUUGUCACUAGAAAAACAAUCAGAGAUGAUUCCGUUAUUUCUCGGAAGAGGUGGGAAGACAAUACCCCUAGAUCAUUAUCUUCAAAAGUUGAGUCUCCAAGACACAUUCCUGAGAGGUCGAAACCUUCACCAAGAAGGACAAGCACCCGCGAAGACAAGCAUAUAUCAGAGGAAAACAAGACUCGUUUCUGCGAGGAAAUCGAUGCUCCAUUACCAGAGUAUAAGGAGAUCAAGACAUCACCUGUUAUUGGUGAGCUCCGGAAGAAAAUUGAGCAGCUAAAAGACAAGGUUGAUACACUGGAUGAUAGAAGAGCUCGAAUGAAACUUGAAAGGUAUGUGGAUGACCACUCAGAGAGGAAACCAGAUGUUGAUAUCAAACCUCCAGUUCAUAUUAAGAGGUACCAACCAACCGAAUUCAAACCAGGUUCAGGAUCAGAGGUUGAUGGUCCAGACUCACUUGGGAAAAGAGAGAGUAUCACAUCCGAGACAAUAAGUCGCCAAAUCAGUAGACAGACCAGCACAGCCAGUACUCUCAGACAGAUCAGCAGUAUUCAAGAUGAUGUAAGAACAACACCGCAGUCCCAUGCAGAAGAGGUCAUAUCUCCGACGAGUAAACCAGAUCAAAAGCCUGCUGUUAUGAAACAAAUGUGUGACGCACAGACGAUGACCCCUCCUGAUGUUCAACAAAAUGUUGUAACUACUGUGGUUCAACGGCAAGACUCGAUUGUAGACGAGCGAGACAGGCUAAAGGAAUUAAGAGGCGUUCCUAUAGACUACAGAAGAACUACUCAAAUUGAGGAGGUGGACAGAGAACAAGUGAGAGACAAUGGUGUCACCAUGAUCCAAGUAGACAGUCACCAACAAACCAUAUCACCGAAAAAGGACGUGCAAGAGUGGUGGAACGCUUUCACAGCUGAAGACGUAGAUCGUUUACUAAAAAUUGGAAAUUGGAGUCCGUGGAACGCAUACACUGCCGAGGACGUUGACAGAAUGUUCCACGUGGGGCCGGUGAGAAGACGAAGCUUCCAUCGGAGAUCCCUCCGAAGGUAUCCGAAAAUACGACAGUACAAAGACGAUCCCGUUGACGUUCUCGUGAGAGUGCGAGGAAGACGCGAAAAACAUCGUCGCCCUCAAUGCAUUAUUGCUCAAGCUGCGCCGGAAGAGAAAGCAAUAGUACUGAGAGAGACAAAGGAGACUACAGAGCCCUAUAUCAGAACAAUUAAAGUUGAUGAUGUUUAUGGAGCGGAUGCUGUUAGAGUAGAGAAUGGAGUUGUGAAAAUUAAAGUUGGUGAUAAAGGAAGGAAAACAUGGGGGAGGAUCCUACAGAAGAAAAAUGACAUCUUUGAGUCGGAUGGUAUCGUUACGGUCCCAGUUAGCGGAGACCAGUGCGAAGACGGCAUGUACUAUACCAGUCACUACAAAGGACAACAGCAAGAUGGAAAAGCGCGCACACCAAUCAAAUUCAAGAUACAAGAGCAAAACGCUGCUAAAUCUAACAAGAUACGCGUCGCUAGAGAGAUGAGAAGAACCGGGAGCAUGAGACGAAGACGAAAAGCCGCUGCCAGUAGUCUAUGUCCUUAUAUCGUGGGCGCACGAUAUUACAGAGGGAAGAUAUUGUUGACAUGUGCUGACGCUCAUCGAUCCCAGAACCGUGCUCAAAGUGGUCACCAGGAGAUUGUGGUAAGGCAGCCACAAAGCAGCUCAAAGGUUACAGGCAACGAAAUAGUUCUGCGUCGCAACUCCCAACCACCAGCGUUUCCAGUGAAGACCAUUCAGAGAAUCCACGAAGGCCACAAAACCACAAGUCACGCGGCUACAACCCGAGCAGAAGAUGGAAAGAUGAUCAUUACUGUACACGCUGUCCCGCCUCGACCACAACGUUUUAGUCUGAAACAAGCUGGACAAAACAUGACGAGUAGCUCCUACCAUGGCAAGACUUCCGAGCAACGAGGUGUAUCGAGUACUUCCGGAAAUUACCUCGUAUCUUCGACCUCUGGGCCUCAAGGGUACGUGACAUCAUCCAGGCCUAGCAGAGAGGGGAAUGCAGGUACUUCGUAUUACGUCACUGAUCCGUCCGACUCGUUCGGUCGCAGAUCUGGCUACCACAGUGCAUCUCGUUACCACUCUUCCAACGAACUGUCCAGCACCCCAACUAUUAUCCCGUAUGAAGAUGGCCCCACAAGUCGAAGAGGGACACAGAGUGGUUCGUUUAUUACCGACCCGUCGAGUUAUUAUGGGUUUUAUGAUGCACCAGGGUCAAGGAUAGUCUCAUCGGACCCGCGUCUGAAUGCACGCACGGGAUACGGAGAGAAAUUCAACCUUCGAGAUCACGGUGGCCUCUCCUCGGUGCGUUACGUGAACGGAGCGCGUCAAGGAAGUAGGAUAAUCAAUGAAAGAAUGAAGUCAAAUGGACACUAUAGGUAUGGUUCAUCUUGGAAUUCCACGCAACAGGACACAUUAAAUGGCCGUUCGAUGUCUUGGGCAGUAGAAGUUGUUCCUGAUUUCUGAUUUUUUUCAAUCGACAUUACCAGGAAAUAACCCAGACCCAUCAACGAAGAAUUCGAAGUGAUCUUUGGGUUUUCGGGUGAUGUGAAUUAUGGAGUUGUGCAGUUCGUGUAAAGUUAUAAUAAGAUAAAGAGACAUGCAGAGAAAAAGGCACCGAAGUAAAAUUACUUCGCCGACCGAAUUAGAGGAAAGUAAACUAUGUGUUAUAAAGAAAUGAAUUCAUUACAUCUCUCAGUUGGUAGGGGCGCUAUGAUUGGCCAAUAUCAUGGCCUGUAUUUCACUGCACUUCCACUGAAUUCAUUAUUUUGUUUCACUUGGAAUCUUCCUUCUCUAUUUAAACCCAGAGAUGUAACACAUUUUUACUAACCUCGUUUACGGACCUCGCAAACUCAGUUAGUAAGAUAUCUGUAUUGAUUAAACUUGAAUUUGUUUGAUUUAUAUCAAUUUAAAAAAGUAUGAGUUAUUUCAAGAAUAGUUUUAUCAACAUUCUAGAAGUCAGGCACAUAGUAACGUAACGUUUCGUUUCAAUAAUACCAGGGAGGGAAGGGGGGGACGUUUGUUUGUGACUUGUAAGAUUUUUCCGAGGCAAGGAAAAAGCAAGUGGCAAAGGUGAA